CUGGUGCAAUCAAUCAUAUAACAAAGAAGUGAAAAAAGAGAGAAGAUUAUUUCUUGCUCCUCUGCCAGCACUGAACAUCACAAUGAUGCCUGCUGGCAAUGCAACCCACACUCGCAUAGGUGGUGGAAAAUGGAUGAAUGGAUGGAUCGCCUCUUUGACAGGAGCCAAGAGAGUGCAGUGAUGCCAUCGAAUCAGACGUCUCGCAGUGAUUUGGAGUGUGACGGUUUUACUUACAACCCCGACAUUGUUCCAGCUUUCUAUUUCUUAAUGUUCCCCAUAGCCUUACUGCUGAACGGCGUGGCAGCCUGGGUGUCUCUGCACCUCAAGUCCACCACCACCUUUGUGGUGUACCUGAAAAAUUUAGUGGCAGCUGACCUUGUCAUGACCUUGAUCAUCCCAAUCAAAGCUGCGGGUGAUUUGCCAGGUGCAUCAUACAGGUUAUUUAUAAUUUCAUGUCGUUAUUCCAGUGCCAUUUUCUACAGUGCACUGUACACAUGUAUCACUUUGUUGGGCCUUAUCAGUUUGGACCGUUUCUUCAAGAUCAUGACACCCCGCAGCAAGUUGUUUGGUCAGAAUCUAAACUUUAGCAAACUGAUAUCAGCCUUAGUCUGGCUGAUCUUCUUUGGAGGUUCUGCUUUACCAAAUAUAAUUCUAAGUAACAGAUCAACAUCUAAUAUAACAGCGUCCAGGACUUGCAUGAAGUUUAAAGGACCGGUUGGACUUGAAUUCCAUCAUGUGACAGUGAUUACCAUGAAUGUUUUCUUCUGGCUUGUCAGUGUGGUCAUUGUGGUUUGCUACAUUUGCAUCGCAAACAAGGUUAUCCAGUCUUUCCGAAAAUCCGGCAGCAAUAACAACCAGGGAAAGCAGAAGAUCAAACUACGUGUUUUCCUGGUUGUAAUUGUGUUUUUUGUGUCAUUUGGACCGUACCACAUUGUCAGGAUCCCGUACACUUUCCAACAAGUCAAAACAUCCUCCCAGCCUGUCUGCCCUUACAUAAAGGGCAAGUUUGCUAAAGAGCUCAGCCUGUGGCUUGCCACCACAAACCUCUGCCUGGAUCCGCUCCUCUAUGUCUUCCUGUGUAGAGAGUUUAAGGAGAAGCUGAUUUCUUUGAUGAAAAAUGUAUCCCAAUCAUUCCAAGUAGCCUCAGCAGGCAAAGCAGAAGGCACUCCACCAUAGAGUAGAUUCUGACAUAGGUCAUGUACAAUAAAGCUUUAAUGUAUGCUACACGCCUUGCCAUGGACUAUGCUCAGAUGUCCCUGAAGAUUCUGUAGACUAAAAGCCAAGUUACUGUUUCACAUGCUCUCACGUUUUGUUAUUUAUGCAUUUUUUUCUGCUCAUGUUAAUGUCAUUCAUAUGUUGUUUUGUGUCUUGUCAAA
This is a messenger RNA of Thunnus maccoyii (southern bluefin tuna), 1376 nucleotides long. Its product is annotated as P2Y purinoceptor 13-like. NCBI's taxonomy places the organism in Eukaryota, Metazoa, Chordata, Actinopteri, Scombriformes, Scombridae. The transcript has 3 exons. The record is from RefSeq and is a predicted model, not a curated record. Gene Ontology annotation, biological process: negative regulation of adenylate cyclase activity; G protein-coupled receptor signaling pathway. Gene Ontology annotation, cellular component: membrane. Bases 130 to 1176 code for a protein of 348 amino acids. Gene Ontology annotation, molecular function: G protein-coupled purinergic nucleotide receptor activity.